Mycena indigotica is the source of this 3129-nucleotide messenger RNA. RefSeq lists its product as uncharacterized. The record is from RefSeq and is a predicted model, not a curated record. The transcript is spliced from 8 exons. The coding region runs from base 1 to 3129 and encodes 1042 amino acids. Lineage: Eukaryota; Fungi; Basidiomycota; Agaricomycetes; Agaricales; Mycenaceae.
AUGGCUCCGUCAUUACGGCUUGUCCCGCUCAGCUCACUAGACGAACGUGAGCGACAACAAGCAAGCUACCACGAAUCCAGUGCUUUCACCGGCCUCUUUCGCCAUGACGGUGCUGCCUUCGUCGCAUUCAACGGGGACAGGAAUUUCAUGCAAAACAUCCCCUCCCCGAAACACUCUUCCAUGCCGAAAUCAGCAAAGACCAUGAUGGGGGAGAUUCAUUGCACCAGCUGGGCAAACCUCAAUAUGCCCCAUCUCCUUCUCCUACCUCGUUAUCAUAUCUUCAAGGGUCCACUAUUCGAAUGUCUUGAUGUCAACAGGCGCAUCCUUCCUUCACAACGCGUCAGUAUCCCUGUAUACUCCAACAAGACCUGGGAGCGUGUACGGCUCCCCGAGAAAACCACUGAUCAAUGGCUUAAACUCGAGGGGUUUCUGCUGAAUGUCUUCCGAAUGCUUGCCCUCGAUGGAUUUGAACGAUCAGAUGCCUUUGACGCGACGAAACAACCAAAAUGGCGUGAAACCUUGUUUCAAGCAGUCAACUUGGAACCUCAACUGUGGGAUGCUUUGGAAGAUGCUGUAACGGAAUGUGUCUCCGCGCCAGUGGGCGGCAUAAUAGAUCUUACGACUUCUCUGGCCGAAUUCACUCGAAUAGACUGGUUCUUUACGCUCAUCCUCAAAUUCAAGCUCUCCGUGCCAUUGUACUUCAAACUUGGCACUACAAGCGGUCUCCAAUUCAGCAAUCUGCCUUCCAUUCGUGCAUAUCGUCUCGAGAUUUACCAUGGCGAUUUAGAUCAAUUUCGUGCGUUACCAGAGCCCAAUCCCACUGUCGAAUGGGUUUUCAUCGACUCCACAAUUCGCCUGUUCGGUGUUCUUCCUAAUCCGGACUACCGUCCUGAAGCUCCACAAGCUCCUCUAUUACGUUGCACAAUUCGUGCAGAUCCUCCCUUGCCUCCUCCUGUUCCGCAAGCUGUCCCUGUUGAUCCCGGUAGCGGUCAACGCCAGGGAGAAACCAUUGUAGACUUCCUCGCACGCCGUCAACGUGCCAACGAGCGCACAGAGGCACGCGAAAGCCCAGAGAAGAAGAAAAGCCGCCUUCAACGAGAGGCCCAUGCUGCGGGCGGUGGGCCACCAGGUAGAAAUGCGUCUGCACGAGUUUUUAUCUGGGAAGAUACAAACAACGAUGAAGUUUUCAUUCGCCGCCCAAUCAACCGCGAUUUCGCAAUUGACUCGUGGGAUACAUUCUCUCCAAAUCAACGGAUCUAUGAUAGCUUUUCCAAUCAGUGGGAUCUUUGCCCCCAAAUUCCAGCUAGCGAGGACCCGGCAUGUUUCCAAGAUGGGUACUGGGACUACUUGGGCGGUGGGAAUGAGGACACCGAAAUGGCCGAAGCCCCAUCAAGUUCCAACGCUGUUGAGGAGGCUCAAUCCCAAAGCAACGACGACGGCUUUCCUAAUCUCCCUCAGGGGCUUCCUACCCGCAUUGUUGCUCUACUCAGUAAUGGGAAUGCCGCGCUUGAUAAUAUUGCUGAAUAUUAUGCAGCCGACAAGUCCAAGCCAACAAGUCCGGACCGCAUCACUCUGCAAGGCGGCCCAGUUACCAAGGACUUCGCUACAUCCAUGCUUCAAAUUCGCUUUGGUUACACAGACCACGAUGGCUCCUAUGCCAAUAAGACGACCGAAAAAACAGCGCUCAACGCUCUAGGGGAUGAUUUGGCUGGGUCUCCAAAAGAAGGUGUUAGGGCAUUACUUGAGUCUAUUCGCACCCAGAAGUCCUUGAGGACCAUCCAACCAGAGCUCAUGGAUUUGUUAUCGGAGCCAGACCUACUUUGGCAGAAUCGUUGUGUCGAUGUGCAGUACUUCUUCCAAGUCAAGGCAGAACUAUACGAGACGCAUGUCUUCAUAAUCAAGAUGCGCAGCGGAGACCCUCGGAGAAUUAUACUCUUCAAUGCGAGCUCUGUCCUCCAUAUCCUAAGGAUGCAAUUCUCAUCCUUCGAAGAGAUCGCCGAGGAGUUUGGUUUGCUUGGGACUGAGUUUUAUGCUGGUAUUGAAGGACCCACCCACCAAAUCCAGCCUGCGAUGCCAAGGCUCCAGAUCAGACUCGACUUCAUCAACGCACUCCUACUGGUGCCAGCUGCAUACAGCGGCCCAGUCUCUAGUACUCGGCACAACUCCUAUCGGCGAGCACGACUCCAAAUAUUCGUUGUCCAAUCAAGCGCCUAUUUGGAUCAACUCAGCCAAACGUCAGUGCCGGCGUAUCCCACCCGACCCGCCCUAGCUGGGCCUAGGAUGGAGCACCAGCCAGAAACAGCACUCCAAGUUUUGUUGGGGGAGCGGGGCAUUACCUUCAGACACUGGCUCACCAGUCGGUUGCUCAACCCCCGAAUAACCGAAAAGCUCCCAGAACAUCUUGACCCAGAAGGGGCCUUGCGCCUCAUCAAGGCUUUUGAAGCGUCUAGGGUCUUUUCAUCAGCCUGGACGGAUAUCUCCAACGCCGAAUUUCAAAACCCUACCGACCACAGUCAAAUCAACUCACUGCACUUCCUCCGAGCCUUAGAGGCGCCGCCCAAGGCAAAAGGUGCUCAACGGACCAUCAAUGGCGUCUUUUUAGUCUUCGCAUAUUAUGUCAUAAGCGAGGGAACAAACUUGCUGGAUCGAGACGGUGUCCAAGCCAGCCUGGUCAAGUUUCACAACAGACUUGGCAUGCCUGUUCCAAAAGAUUGGAGUAUUUCCCGUAUUCAUGACGGCUUUUCAGGCCCGCUAUCACUAGCGCUGGGUUCAACCAUCUUAAUCAUCUUAAAUGACGACCGUGAUCUCACUGGUAGUCAUACGAGUCUUACUACGGAUGCCGCAACAUUUGAUUUGCAGAGAAUAGUACAGUACCGCAGCUCCCCCAAUUCCCUCCUAUGGAAGCUGGAAGACGUUGUGUGGAAGCUAGUGUUUGCCUCAGCGGCAGGAGAGUUUCAUCCGGCCUUGCUUUUUCACAAGCUCAAGGCCUCCCAACACUUCCAACACCUCAAAGGGUUGUGCCAGUGGCUCAUGGACCCAAUUGGAUUCCAACUGCUAUGGCAAUGGAGUGGUAUUCCCUGGAAAUUAUGGAGGAUAACGACCAUCGUUAGUGGCUCCUUCAACUCUUAG